This is a messenger RNA of Cylicocyclus nassatus, 1512 nucleotides long. Lineage: Eukaryota; Metazoa; Nematoda; Chromadorea; Rhabditida; Strongylidae. The record is from the annotation of a GenBank genome assembly.
AUGUACUUUUUGUGCUUGACUUUCGUUACGAUCAUCUCGUUGUCUACCUCUUACAAAUACCUAGUUUAUAGCCCUUUUUUGGGCUAUAGUCAUGUGAACCUUCUCGGCAAUUUGGCAGACGUCUUGACCGAAGGAGGGCAUGAUGUGACAGUAUUGAUGCCUGAGGUCGAUGAGGAGCAGCUCAAUCACACGGGUACCGAGUUGACCAAGAAAAUAAUACGCGUUCGCGGCGAUUUUCGCACUGUAGAGAUGAUAAAAGAGAGCAAGAAAAGCGAAGUUUUCAAUAUGUGGACAAUCAGUGCCUCCCCUUCAAUUAUAUGGCAGUCACUGCGAGAAGAGAAGUUUGAUGUUGGGAUAGCGGAAGCUUACUAUGUAUGCGGACUGGCACUUUUCGAAUUAUUGAAUAUCAAGACUACAAUUGCCAUGUUAAGCAACAUUCAUCUUGAAUCCGCGAUAUAUGCAAUUGGAGAACCUGCGUUUCCGAGCUACGUGCCAGGACUUAUGAGCACUGCAGGAGACCAAAUGACUUUUUCUCAAAGGAUGCAAAACGCUCUUUCAUUGAUUUUUAGUAGAAUGGUAUCCAGCUGGGUGAAUGAAAACGAAAUUGAUAUGAUAAGACAAAAAUGUGGUAGUUUCAAGGACCAUUACGAACUGAUAGCACAGACGUCGUUCAUUUUCACAAGAAGUAAUCCAUAUCUGGAUUUUCCACGUCCAACAUUGCAUAAAACCGUUAUGAUAGGAGGCUUUGCCACUAAUAGAAAACUGCAAAAGAAACACCUUUUGACUGAGGAGUUCACUGACUUUUUGGACAAACACAACCAUACAGUUUUGUUGUCAUUCGGCACAGUUGUGAAGUCUAAAGACAUGCCAGAAAGUUACAAGAAAAGCAUUUUAGCUGUUAUUUCUUCUAUGCCUGAAGUGGGCUUUAUAUGGAAAUAUGAAGAUUCGGACCUUGCCUCAGCCAGAACUCUUUCGAAUGUUCUUCUCAUUCCAUGGGUACCACAGAUUGCUCUUUUGGAGGACAAACGUUUGUCUGUCUUCGUCACUCAUGGUGGUAUUGGUAGUUGCAAUGAAUUGGCAUAUAUGGGCAAACCGGCAAUAGUUAUUCCAAUCGUUGGCGAUCAAAUGCGAAACGCUCAAAUGAUGGCUCGUCAUGGAGGAGCACUUGUUUUGGAGAAAGCUGAUUUGGACGAGGCUGAUAAAUUGAGAAAAGCACUCAAGACGAUAAUAAGUGACCCGCGGUACGCAAAGAACGCUCUUCGCCUCUCACAAAUGUUACGUAAUCAACCAAUCGCACCAGAAGAGCUGCUACUACGGCAUGCGGAAUUUGCGGCAAAGUUUGGACGCAUCCCGAAUCUCGACUCAUAUGGCAGGCAUCUGUCUACGAUGCAGUAUUUUCUUUUGGACAUAGCAGCACUUGCAGCUGUUGUCAUAGUCAUAAUCUUAACAACGUUUAUAAUUUUGAUAAGAAAAUGUUGUUUCUCUCCGCAUCAGAAAGCCAAGUCAGAUUGA